GCAGUCUAUGCAAAACACAAAUAUUCUUGAUAUGAGCACCAGAAUCUAUGAGUGUCAUAAUCCUUGUAAUGACGCCUUUUGUCCUUUGGCCAAACUGCAUAGCCGUAGGCUAUAUUGGUCGAAAAAACUACGUCACCUCAGCGGAGGAGAAGAAAAACUUGCUGGAAACAGAUAGGCAACUCAUUAUCCUGCUUAAUAGCUAUGCAAUGGAACUGCAAGACAGGAUCAACGUGCUAAGAGGGAUAGCUAAACAAUUCAAAAAGCCCUUGGAGGAAGCCCGAGGUAGAGAAGAGGAGUAUCUCUUGAAUCCCCUAAACAGGUUGGCGCUCCUCCGUCAAAUGCACGAGGAUUGGGAGCCGGUGAAGAAGUUUAUGCGGCAGCCCGUGGGUCAGGCCCAAAUAGAGUCGAUUGUGAGUAUGCACAAGGAGCUUCCAAUGCAAGAGGACUUGAAUGAAGCUAACCAUGCCAUGUUCCGCAUCAUCCAAGCUUAUGGCUUGGAACCCAAGGAUGUGGCCAGAGGAUUGGUGGAUGGCGUGCAAUACAGAGGUAUUCUAUCUGCUAGUAAUUGCUAUGCCAUGGGUAUGUUCUCCUUCAAGGCGGGCAACUACCAAGUGGCCGCCAAGUGGCUUAGUGUGGCUAAGGAUUUGUUGGAGGAACAGCCAAGAAAGUACCACGAGGUGAUCGGGGUCACCAACAUGGAUAUCACUUUGCUACUUGCUCGCUCUUUAGUGGCUGGUGGAAAUUUAUCAAUUGCACUUGAUGUGCUGAUGGAAGAUUCCAUGCUUAGGGAAACUGGUAAGGCCCUCUCCCUGCACUUCAUCAGGACUUCGCCCAGGCCAACCAUAAACGUAGAGCCCUGGGAAUCCGCUGGAACCUUCAAUGAUCUCUGUCGCUCUGCGAGCAGAGGACAGUCGAAUGAAACCAAGCCCACGAGGCUUCACUGUCGCUACAACACCACAACCUCGCCUUUUCUUCAGCUAGCCCCCCUUCGCGUGGAGGAACUCUCGCUGGACCCCUUUAUAAUGCUCUAUCACAAUGUUCUGAGCAACUCCGAGAUCGAAACGCUGGAGCAGAUGAGCGGACCCUUUCUGGAGCGCUCCAAGGUCUUUCUUGGGGACAACGGAACCGAACGGAUUGCCCCCAGUCGAUCCGCCGAUGGGGUGUGGCUUCCUCAUCUGGAAACGAAACCCGAUGGUCUGAAGCUUCUCAGCCGCAUUGAACGGAGAAUCGGAGACAUUACGGGUCUAAACAUGCGGACUGGGGGAAAAAUGCAGUUCUUGAAAUAUGGUUUUGGGGGCCACUUUGUGCCGCACCACGACUAUUUCGACUCCAGAACUGGUUUUUCGGAGAUGGCUGGCGAUCGUAUUGCCACCGUUCUGUUUUAUCUUAAUAAUGUGGAGCAUGGUGGAGCCACUGCUUUCCCCAAAAUAAAUUUGGCUGUGCCCACUCAAAAGGGAUCGGCACUGUUUUGGCACAACCUUGAUGGGGAGACCUACGACUAUGACAAACGCACCUUCCAUGGAGCUUGUCCCUUAAUAUCUGGAGUUAAGUUGGUAAUGACCCGUUGGAUUUACGAGUUGGAUCAGAUGUUCCUUUUGCCCGCUGUGCAUCCUCCUCGCAGUCGUAACUUUAGCAGAACUCUUCAUUAUUAAAAGUAAACAUUGCCUUCAUAAGAACUAGUUUAUUUUAAUAAGCCACAUGAUUUAGAUAUAAUAUUCAAUGAA
Drosophila biarmipes is the source of this 1724-nucleotide messenger RNA. Its product is annotated as prolyl 4-hydroxylase subunit alpha-2. NCBI's taxonomy places the organism in Eukaryota, Metazoa, Arthropoda, Insecta, Diptera, Drosophilidae. The record is from RefSeq and is a predicted model, not a curated record. The coding region runs from base 48 to 1652 and encodes 534 amino acids. Gene Ontology annotation, cellular component: endoplasmic reticulum. Gene Ontology annotation, molecular function: iron ion binding; procollagen-proline 4-dioxygenase activity; L-ascorbic acid binding. The transcript is spliced from 7 exons. Gene Ontology annotation, biological process: peptidyl-proline hydroxylation to 4-hydroxy-L-proline.